CCGUGAUCCCCGGGACUUGUGUUAACCCUCGCUCCUUUUUUCUCUCUCUCUCUUCUCUCUCUCUCUUUCACUUUCCUCGAGAAAUCUCCUCUACCUCCCUCUCUCUCCUCACCUGUCCUACCUGUUCUUAUAGCCGAGCGAAUAUGAUAUCCUUAGUCGCCGCCGGCGAUCGACCGUCCGGGCUGAAAAAUCAGCCCCCUGGCUGAAUCGCUCGCGCUCUUCCUCUCCCUCCUCGAAGGAGGGUUAACGUAUCGUCUUUUUCGCGAGUUCUCCGCGUUCGGGCCGCGCAAGGGCCGCGAGGGAGACCUGCUGCCCUCUUGUUUCCCUUAACCUAUAUUAAAGGAUCAAUGAGUGAACGCCACCGUUGUGCACGUUCGCGCGAACGCACGUCUGCUGCUCGUCGGAUCGCGCGCGCGAGACGGUGAGAGAGAGAGAGAGAAAAGCGUUGGGGCGAGAGCGAAGCAAUCCGCGUCACGCCGCGAACGAUCUCGCGGGCGGCGCGAUUUCGAUGAUGAGUCGUACGAUGGACGAGAAGGAGGAACUGGUAAAGAAGGCCUUAUUUAGUUUCGUUAGGAAGCAGGUGCCCACUGCACAGUUGAGCUUAAUAGACGACAUUGUGCUCAGCUAUGUAGUGAGUAUGGUGGAAGAGAGCGCGCUGGAGGAGAAUCUGGACGUGGACGGACUGUGCGAGAUGGUGUCAGCCUGCCUGCCAGAGUUCUCCACCAUCGAGAAGGAGGCCGUGUCGAAGUGGCUGCUGGACGUGGAGAGUAAAUUGAGACAGGGUAGCAAGGAGAAUGAGAGUUGUCAGCCGCACGAUCCUCUGAGUCACAUCAGCUUGACCGCUCUCUUGCCGGCCGGUGCGCAGAGAAUGCGAGUCCAUCAUCUGUCGGAGACCAGCGACGCCGGCAGCGACUCAAGCGGGGAGUACUUCUCGGAGGUAAAGAGAACGCUUGACGACCGAGUCGACGCACCACCGGUCGCCUCCCUCGCUAACGACAAUUCCCCGUUGUCGUCCCAGGAGUCCUCUUGGCACCAGGUGGCCCUGCUGCAAGAGAUGUUUCCGGGCGCGAGCCCCGCCGAGGCCAGGCACUGCUUAGCGGUCGCCGGCGGCGACAUAGCGAAAGCCGCGCAGCUUGCGCUGCAUCGUCAGGAGGCCGGCCAGAGUAUCGUGAGCAACCUUACGUUUCUAACGCCGAACGGCCGCAACAAGGCCAGGGUGAACGACGAGGAGCUCAAGUCCCGCAUCAUAGCGCGGUACAGUUACGUCGACAGGGACGACGACUGCCGCGAGCAUCGUCCGGUCGCGCCGAAAACCGAGCCGAAGAAGCUGGUGCGCUACCUCGACAAUAAGAUCGUGAGCGUGAAGGGCGAACGUUACACGGAAGUGCGACGGGGCGGCGAGGACGAGGACGGUAACGAAGGCGGCAGGAAGAGGGGCCACUGCCGUCCGUAACCAGUCCCUCUGCCUCCACCCCCCGAUCCACCCCCCUGGAGGCACUUGAUUUUCGAUUGAAAACCUUCGAACCUAUUAGAUAUUUUCCAUCUCACUUAUAUAAGGGACAAAAAACGCAUAGGCGAGAUAUUCGAAUUUCAACAGCAACAUCAACAGGCAUUACCACAUUCUCCCCCUUACUUGACGUCUGAUUUCACGUUUUGACGCAGCCUGCGCGCAACUCCCCCCCC
Molecule: messenger RNA, 1683 nt
Organism: Dinoponera quadriceps
Lineage: Eukaryota; Metazoa; Arthropoda; Insecta; Hymenoptera; Formicidae
Product: CUE domain-containing protein 2
Exons: 4
Coding region: 509-1453 (314 amino acids)
Source: RefSeq, a predicted model, not a curated record